AUGGCAGCUGUUCAGGGAACGAUCUCCAAACGCCGCAAGUUUGUGGCCGACGGUGUUUUCUACGCCGAAUUGAACGAAUUCUUCCAGCGCGAGUUGGCCGAGGAGGGCUAUUCUGGUGUUGAAGUCAGGGUCACGCCCACCGUCACCGACAUCAUCAUCCGCGCUACUCAUACCCAGGAGGUUUUGGGUGAACAAGGUCGCCGCAUCCGUGAACUCACCUCCCUCAUCCAAAAGCGCUUCAAGUUCCCCGAAAACUCCGUCUCCCUCUAUGCCGCCAAGGUCCAGAACCGUGGUCUCUCUGCCGUUGCUCAGUGCGAAAGCUUGCGAUACAAAUUGCUGAACGGUUUGGCCGUCCGAAGAGCUUGUUAUGGUGUGCUCAGAUUCAUCAUGGAGAGCGGUGCCAAGGGUUGCGAGGUCGUUGUGUCUGGAAAAUUGCGAGCUGCUCGUGCCAAGAGCAUGAAGUUCACUGAUGGCUUCAUGAUUCACUCCGGUCAACCCGCCAAGGACUUUAUCGACAGCGCUACCCGCCACGUCCUCCUCCGCCAAGGUGUGCUCGGUAUUAAGGUCAAGAUCAUGCGGGGCAGCGACCCUGAGGGCAAGUCCGGACCUCAGAAAUCCCUCCCAGACUCCGUCACCAUCAUCGAACCCAAGGAAGAACAGCCCGUCCUCCAACCCAUGAGCCAGGACUAUGGUGCCAAAGCUGCGGCCGCCCAACAGGCUGCCGAACAGCAGCGAUUGGCUGAAGAAGGUCAAGAAGCUAGCGCUGAAGGUGCCCCUGCUCCUGAAGAGUGA
Molecule: messenger RNA, 792 nt
Organism: Uncinocarpus reesii 1704
Lineage: Eukaryota; Fungi; Ascomycota; Eurotiomycetes; Onygenales; Onygenaceae
Product: 40S ribosomal protein S3
Exons: 3
Coding region: 1-792 (263 amino acids)
Biological process (GO): translation
Cellular component (GO): cytosolic small ribosomal subunit; nucleus
Molecular function (GO): RNA binding; structural constituent of ribosome
Source: RefSeq, a predicted model, not a curated record